GUUAAACUUCUCUAAAAGCGAAGAGGAAAAAAACCUGAGAACGCCUGUGAGAGACUCUGCUCUUGCAUUUCCACUAGAGACCAAUUUUUCUGGCAUAUCAGUUGAUCAGCCAAACACAUCUCCCAAUGAUUCUCAACCUUCGACUUUGAACUCUGUGAAGUUAUCUGGCAAGCUGACUCCUGUUCUUUCUUUGGAAAAGCUCAUCAAUGAUAAAGGAAGUCAUCAUCAGAAAGAUGAAUUUGAGGAUGAAAAUGAAGAUGAGGAUGAAUAUCCUGGAAAUAAUGCUGUAAAUACUUCAGUGGAGCAGUUCUGGAAGGA
Molecule: messenger RNA, 318 nt
Organism: Lymnaea stagnalis (great pond snail)
Lineage: Eukaryota; Metazoa; Mollusca; Gastropoda; Lymnaeidae
Source: the annotation of a GenBank genome assembly